GUCAGAAACGGAAUUCGGUUGCGUGAUUGCCAUCCGCCGGGACACGCCCCACACACAUUUAGUCUUAGCUCUGACAGCUGCUGAAGGGCACCAGGCGUUUUACGAUUUAUUCAUUUAUUUUUUUUAACCCUCGGAAACUACUUCUUUUAUAUUUUAACAAAUCCUGGGUUGGCAAGCAUUUUAUUUUUUUUAAAAAAAAUUUGCUUGCUUAUUUGUCACUUGAGAAUUCAGAAGAACUGUAUCUUCUUGCCAAAAGUAAUUGUUCUUUCCUUCGGAACCUGUUGCAGUGAAACGCAUUGCCUUAUUGCUGAGCCGCAGACUCCGGCGAAAAGAAAAAGCGAGACUGGUUGCUAAGAGACUCCGUCAGUGCACGAGAGGCUGCAGUGACUUUCAGGGAGUAAGAGAUCCUCGUGGGCGUGGUCACAUUGAGCUCGGUUGCCUUCGCUGUUUAAGGGGGUCCGUCAUGUCCUCGGCCCUUUCGCAAGCGACUCCUGCUGCUCCGCGUUUCAGCGUCCUUUCGUGGCCGCAGGUGCGCCGCUUGGAUGCUAUACUGGAUGAGAGUGUACCAAUCCACGGCAGGGGCAAUUUUCCCACCCUGUCCUGUCGCCCCCGGGAACUAGUGCAGGUGGUCCUGUCUUGUCUGGAGCAGAAGGGGAUUCUUGUACAUAAUGUGAGACUAAAUGGUUCAGCUGCUAGCUAUGUGCUGCAUCAUGACAGUGGCCUGGGAUAUAAAGAUUUGGAUCUGAUAUUCAUGGUGGAUUUGAAAGGGCCAGACACCUUUCAAGUAGUAAAACACGCGGUGCUGAAUAGCCUCUUGGACUUCCUGCCAUCAGGUGUCAAUAAGGAAAAAAUAACACCUAUGACUUUAAAAGAGGCCUACGUUCAGAAGCUGGUUAAAGUCUGCACAGAAAGUGAUCGCUGGAGUCUUAUUUCCUUAUCAAACAACAAUGGUAAAAAUAUGGAACUGAAGUUUGUUGAUUCUCUGCGACGUCAGUUUGAAUUUAGUGUGGACUCCUUUCAGAUCAUCUUAGAUUCUAUGCUGAUGUUUAACGAGUGCUCCGAAAACCCAAUGUCCCAAAGCUUCCACCCCACAGUAACCAGUGAGAGCAUGUAUGGAGACUUUGAGGAAGCUAUGGACCACCUGCGCAACAGAAUUAUUGCCACACGCAAUCCAGAAGAAAUCAGGGGGGGCGGUCUUCUCAAAUACUGCAAUUUGUUAGUGAGAAGUUUCCGGCCCAAAUCCGAAGUGGACAUGAAAACAAUGCAGCGGUAUAUGUGCUCUCGUUAUUUCAUUGACUUUCCAGACAUAAGGGAACAGCAGAGAAAACUAAAGUGUUACUUGCAGGAUCACUUUGUAGGAAUGGAGGACAAGCGAUAUGAAUAUCUGAUGACCCUUCAUCAAGUAGUAAAUGAGAGCACUGUGUGCCUGAUGGGACACGAACGUAGGCAGACACUUGCACUUAUUGCUUCAUUGGCAGCACAUGUGUUAUCUGAGCAGAAUCAGCCCCAAGCUGUGCCCACCUUCACUUGCUACUACCAGCCAGCCCCCUACCUAGGUGAAGUCAACUACAAUAGCUAUUACUUUACUCCUGUCCAGCCACUUGUGUCCUGCAGUCACUCAUACCAGACAUGGCUUCCCUGUUGCAACUGAGUAACUGACUGCAUGCUUCAGUGAGCACUUCCAUGGCAGACCCCAUCCCCUUUUAACAGACUAAACUAAACGAGCAAAGAUCAAUUUUUGUUGUGUGGUUUUUUUCCCCUAAACCUCCAUUUUUACAUUUUAUAAUCUGUAUGGGUACCAGCACGUUGGAGAUCUUACAUGAUACUUAUGCAAUGGAUUUUUUUUAUUUUUAGCCUUGUAGGGUGCAUUUGAAAAACAGGCUUCUCUGUCUUCCAUAUAAGACUGUAGAGAACUGGAUUGCAGGAAGAUUUCGCCUUUCGAAACUCCAUAAUCUGCUGUAAAAUGCAUU
Messenger RNA from Xenopus laevis (African clawed frog), 1970 nucleotides. RefSeq names its product terminal nucleotidyltransferase 5B S homeolog (gene tent5b.S). Gene Ontology annotation, cellular component: cytoplasm; nucleus. Gene Ontology annotation, biological process: mRNA stabilization. Gene Ontology annotation, molecular function: poly(A) RNA polymerase activity; RNA binding. The record is from RefSeq and is marked provisional. NCBI's taxonomy places the organism in Eukaryota, Metazoa, Chordata, Amphibia, Anura, Pipidae.